Phacochoerus africanus (Common warthog) is the source of this 5631-nucleotide messenger RNA. RefSeq names its product rabaptin, RAB GTPase binding effector protein 1 (gene RABEP1). The record is from RefSeq and is a predicted model, not a curated record. Gene Ontology annotation, molecular function: growth factor activity; GTPase activator activity. The transcript is spliced from 19 exons. Gene Ontology annotation, biological process: Golgi to plasma membrane transport; endocytosis. Gene Ontology annotation, cellular component: endocytic vesicle; endosome. NCBI's taxonomy places the organism in Eukaryota, Metazoa, Chordata, Mammalia, Artiodactyla, Suidae. Bases 207 to 2894 code for a protein of 895 amino acids.
GCUGUCAGGAUGAGGAGGCGGAGGUCGGCGUUCGGGUCCGUCUCUGCCCGCGGCUGUGGCGGCGCCGGCGGCUCCAGCCUUAGCGGUUCCUCCCUGGGCGGCGGCGGCGGCGGCUCGGUCGACGCCUCCUCCGCCAGCUGAGCCCGCGGGAGCCCGGAACGCCGCUUCCCCGCCCAUCCCCGCUCCCCGAGGCCGGCCGCCCGGCCAUGGCGCAGCCGGGCCCGGCUCCCCAGCCUGACGUUUCUCUUCAGCAACGGGUAGCAGAAUUGGAAAAAAUUAAUGCAGAAUUUUUACGUGCACAGCAGCAGCUUGAGCAAGAAUUUAAUCAAAAGAGAGCAAAAUUUAAAGAGUUAUAUUUGGCUAAAGAGGCACAAAGGAGUUGGAUGGGAGGAAAGCUAUAUUGGACUAAGGACAUGACAGCAGAUGGUAAUUCCAACCCGCAGGAUCAAGUGAAGAAAGCCAGACAUGAGGAUCUGAAGAGGCAAAAUGCAGUUUUACAAGCUGCACAAGAUGAUUUGGGACACCUUCGGACACAGCUGUGGGAAGCCCAAGCAGAGAUGGAAAAUAUCAAGGCCAUUGCCACAGUCUCUGAGAAUACCAAGCAAGAAGCUAUAGAUGAAGUGAAAAGACAGUGGAGAGAAGAAGUUGCUUCCCUUCAGGCUGUCAUGAAAGAAACAGUUCGUGACUAUGAGCACCAGUUCCAUCUUAGGCUGGAGCAGGAGCGAACACAGUGGGCACAGUAUCGAGAAUCUGCAGAGAGGGAAAUAGCUGAUUUAAGGAGAAGGCUGUCUGAAGGUCAAGAGGAGGAAAAUUUAGAAAAUGAAAUGAAAAAGGCCCAAGAGGAUGCUGAAAAACUUCGGUCUGUUGUGAUGCCUAUGGAGAAGGAAAUUGCAGCUUUGAAAGAUAAACUGACAGAGGCUGAAGACAAGAUUAAAGAGCUGGAGGCCUCAAAGGUAAAAGAACUGAAUCAUUAUCUGGAAGCUGAGAAAUCUUGUAGGACUGAUCUAGAGAUGUACGUAGCUGUUUUGAAUACUCAGAAAUCUGUUUUACAGGAAGAUGCUGAGAAACUUCGGAAAGAAUUGCAUGAAGUUUGCCAUCUCUUGGAGCAAGAGCGACAACAACACAACCAGUUGAAACACACGUGGCAGAAGGCCAAUGACCAGUUCUUGGAAUCUCAGCGUUUGCUGAUGAGGGACAUGCAGCGAAUGGAAAUUGUGCUCACUUCAGAACAGCUCCGACAAGUUGAAGAAUUGAAGAAAAAAGAUCAGGAGGAAGAUGAGCAACAAAGACUUAAUAAGAGGAAAGAUCACAACAAAACAGAUGUUGAGGAAGAAGUAAAAAUACCAGUAGUGUGUGCUUUAACUCAUGAAGAAUCUUCAGCGCAAUUAUCAAAUGAGGAGGAGCAUUUAGAUAGCACCCAUGGUUCAGUCCAUUCUUUAGAUGCAGACUUACUGUUGCCAUCUGGGGAUCCAUUCAGUAAAUCAGACAAUGACAUGUUUAAAGAAGGACUCAGGAGAGCACAGUCUACAGACAGCUUGGGAACCUCAGGCUCACUGCAAUCCAAAGCUUUAGGCUAUAACUACAAAGCAAAAUCUGCUGGAAACCUGGACGAAUCAGAUUUUGGACCGUUAGUAGGAGCAGAUUCGGUGUCUGAGAACUUUGAUACGGCCUCCCUUGGGUCAUUGCAAAUGCCAAGUGGGUUUAUGUUAACCAAAGAUCAGGAAAGAGCAAUCAAGGCGAUGACCCCAGAACAAGAAGAGACGGCAUCUCUCCUCUCUAGUGUCACGCAGGGCGUGGAAAGUGCCUACGUGUCCCCCAGUGGUUACCGCUUAGUCAGUGAGACGGAAUGGAAUCUCCUGCAGAAAGAGGUACAUAAUGCUGGAAAUAAACUUGGGAGACGUUGUGAUAUGUGUUCCAAUUAUGAAAAACAGUUGCAAGGAAUUCAGAUUCAGGAGGCUGAAACAAGAGACCAGGUGAAAAAAUUACAGGUGAUGCUAAGGCAAGCAAAUGACCAGUUAGAGAAGACAAUGAAAGAGAAACAGGAACUGGAAGACUUCAUAAAGCAGAGCACUGAAGAUGCAAGUCAUCAGAUCUCUGCACUUGUGCUAAGAGCCCAAGCAUCUGAGAUCUUACUUGAAGAGUUACAACGGGGCUUCUCCCAGGCAAAGAGGGAUGUUCAGGAACAGAUGGCAGUGCUGAUGCAGUCCCGGGAGCAGGUUUCGGAAGAGCUGGUGAGGUUACAGAAAGAUAAUGACAGUCUUCAGGGAAAGCACAGCUUGCAUGUGUCAUUCCAGCAAGCGGAAGACUUCAUUCUCCCGGACACCAUAGAGGCGCUCCGGGAGUUGGUAUUAAAAUACCGGGAGGACAUCGUUCACGUGCGGACAGCAGCCGAUCACAUGGAGGAGAAGCUGAAGGCUGAAAUACUUUUCCUAAAAGAGCAGAUUCAAGCCGAACAAUGUUUAAAAGAGAACCUGGAAGAAACUCUGCAGCUAGAAAUAGAAAACUGCAAGGAAGAAAUAGCUUCCAUUUCCAGCCUAAAAGCUGAAUUAGAAAGAAUAAAAGUAGAAAAAGGACAGCUGGAGUCCACUUUAAGAGAGAAGUCUCAACAUCUUGAGAGCCUUCAGGAAAUGAAAAUCACUUUGGAAGAACAGUUAAAGAAAGAAACUGCUGCUAAGGUUACUGUUGAACAGCUAAUGUUUGAAGAGAAGAACAAAGCUCAGAGGUUGCAGACAGAACUAGAUGUCAGUGAACAAGUCCAGAGAGACUUUGUGAAGCUUUCCCAGACCCUUCAGGUGCAAUUAGAGCGGAUCCGGCAAGCAGACUCCUUGGAGAGAAUCCGGGCCAUUCUGAAUGAUACCAAACUGACAGACAUUAACCAGCUCCCUGAGACAUGACACCCUCAUGGCAGGACUCUAGCCUGCACUUUGGGUUUUUAACUCAUCUUUAGAGCAACAUUAAUUAUUAUUUAACUCUUAACUGAAGAAGUCACACUCAAGGAAGACUGGAGAAAUGCUUGAUUCUAGUGGGCGAAGACUGCAAACAGCCGGGGUAAUCGGCAGCAAAAAGACCUUCCAAAUGGGAACACUGACCAGACUCCAGACUGGAUUCCAGCAGGUGUGGGGUCAGAUUUGGUGAUGGAGAAAGUGCUGUUUCCUUGCCUGCUUUAUCCAACAUUUCCCUACCCUAAAGCACCAUCCCAGUAGUGUUUGGAAUGACAUUUCAUGUUCAUAGCUGUUGGGAGAGAGAUUUUUUUUCUGUUGUCUAGAGUUCAUCAGUAACAGUAUUCAGCUAGCAGGCGAGAGGUGUAGUAUGCCGUAUGAAUAUUUUAUAUUAAAAUAUGAAGGUUGAGCGCAGGUCAUUGGAGUGACUGUGCUUCCUAGCUCAGUGUGUUUUUUAAAAAACCAUUUUAUCUUGUGUUGGAGGACCUUAAAUGCUAUUGAAACCUGCCUGAGAACCGUAACAAGAUGCUGGCAAACAAAACAAAACAAAACAAAACAAACCCAGUUCCUUUGGAUUGGAGCUUAAUUAUGAGAAUUUGAAAACUUGGCUGGGGCUGUAUAUAUUGGAAGUCGAGGUUAAAGGAAAGCACAAGAGACUGUUGGGAAGCACUUUUUCUGCUACCUGGGUAAAUUCUGGGUAAAUUUCGUGGGCCCACAGGUACCAGGGUCAAGCGGAACUGGCACCGUCUACUCUUUUGAGAACUGUUUUAGUUUAGCUAUCGGAUCAGUGGAAAAAAUACUAAUAAAAACAGCUGUCUGACGACAUCUAGUAUAAGUUUGUAAGUCUGCUGCUUAUUUUCAAUUUGAAUCAGUGGGCCUUAGUACUAUUUGUUUCAAAAAGUGUCAAAUACAGACAUGGUGAUCACUUGGUUUGGCAGAUACCGAUUUUGUAUUUUCCUUUCCUCACUUAGACCUGGAGUAUGAUGAUGCUUAUGGUGAAGUUGGGGAAAACGCAGUUAGUUCAGCAGUUUGGAAACCUGCUUUGUCAUUUCUGUGCGGUUCGAUUCCUCUCGGGCGUGGGGAAGGUGUCAGUGGACAGGUGGUCUUCGUGUAGCCUGGUGAAGUGUUGCAGAGGCACGGGGACGGAGUCACGUGCACUCUACCUGCAGUGCUGGCGGCCGUGGAAGGCUACACUGUUUAACUCAUCAUACAGAUGGUUCAGAAGUAAAAUUGUUGUUUUCAAAUAGUUUUUGUGAUUGGUGUUGUGUAACAGCAGAGGAUAUGAAGGAACCAGAUGGGAAUUAAGUGGACUGAGUAGAUUAUAUGGCUUCACAGUGAACUGUCUUUGUUAUCAAUGAAGUCGUAAUGGACUAGCCCUAAAGAGCUUUAGUUCUGUCUUCCAUAGGACAAGAUAAGGACGACAUACCUCAUUCCUUGGGCUGUUGCUGUAGUCACACAUUCAUGAUUAUGAAUCUGAAAGUAAAUACUAAUUAUGGAAGUAGUGCUAUAGGUUUGCCAUGCAUGAAACACGAUUUUAAUUGGUUUAAAGUCCCUUCGUAUCAAGUGCUCCUUGAUUUCCUUUAAAGGAAAACAUACAUGCUCCUUGAGUUAUAGGACAUUUUAUUAAUUCCAAAAAACGCAAUCACUUUAAAUUAUGUAAGUAUAAGAUUAGCCCCUUGGAUAAAUGCCAAGCUAAUUUGUUUCAUAUUAUUAAAAUUUUGGCACUGUAGGAGAUCCCAGGUGGCUCAGCAGAUUAAGGAUCUGCAUUGUCACUGCUGUGGCUCUGGUUGCUGCCGUGGCAUGGGUUCAAUCCCUGGCCUGGGAACUUCCACAUGCCACAGGCAUAGCCAAAAAAAAAAAAAUAUCUGGCACUGUAAAUCCAGAUGGAUAAGUCAUAGUUUUCCUGAAUGAACUGAACUACAGCUUCCAGGGAACUGCCUUGGCGGAGACUGAGCUCCGUGCUGAUGAUUUUCUCCAUGAGAUGGUAGCAGACCAAUUAAAUCACAAUUAGGGAACUGUCAGCAGUCUCUACAGUGGCAGAUGCCACUGUUGGAAAAGUAUCCUAGAAAAACCCAAAUUGAGACUCUAGGUUUUGUUAACAAUCCAUUUCUUUUGUAUGAAACACUUCUCUAAACUGGAUUUUCUGUAUCAACGGGAAACGUAUUUAGAAGGCAGGGUUUAGCCCUUCAAGAAAAAAGAUGAGUUGGGUCUCACGAGUGCUCCUGUGCUUGUAUUCCGUCUGUGUACACGUGUUCUUGCGCAUGUCUAACCUGAUUGACCUCUUACCUGUAACCCACCUUGCUUCCAUGUGGCUUUUAAUUGGCAGUCGCUCAAGCCAUUUCUAGGCAGAUGUGGUAUUACCUUUCAGAACUCAGUGACAGGUACAGAAACAUGACCUACAGCUGAAGGACAGAACCAUCCACCGUACACCAGGCUAUUUGUUUCUCCCUUUGAGGGCCUCCACGUGCACCUCGUACCCCUCCAUGGUGUAUACUGGGACACAGCGCUGGCUUAAGGUUUCAGACUCAGCUCUGAAAGGUAAUACUGCCUGUCGAGGAAGUGAGCCAGCAGUGGCCUUGCAACUGUGGAUCCUGAGCGCUGCUCUGAGCAGAUUUCAGGUAUAACCAUUUGUUAACUGUACUGAAGGCGUGUCCUUAAGAAAGUGUUCAAAUUAAAAAAGCUGCUGCCUCUA